Pipistrellus nathusii (Nathusius's pipistrelle) is the source of this 405-nucleotide messenger RNA. The record is from the annotation of a GenBank genome assembly. Lineage: Eukaryota; Metazoa; Chordata; Mammalia; Chiroptera; Vespertilionidae.
AUGGAGGCGCUGGCGGGGCUGCUGGCCGCGCUGCCCGCUCUGGCCACGGCGCUGGCGCUGCUGCUCGCCUGGCUGCUGCUGCGGCGCCCCCCGGCCGCCAGCGCGCCCCCCGACCGCGCGGCCCCGGAGCCCGCGCCCCCGGCCCCCCCCGCGCCGCCCGGCCCCGCGGCCACGGAGGACGCGGCCGCGCGCCGGGAGCCCGCGGAGCCGGAGCAGCAGGCCGCCGGGGAGAAGCAGGACGAGGAGCAGGAGCAGGACAGCGAGGAGGAGCCGCCCCCGGCAGAGCCUGAGGAGGACGAUGGAGAGGCCUUCUUCCAGUACAGCCCCGGGCAGCUGCGGGGCAGCCAGUACAAGCGGAUGAUGACCAAGGAGGAGCUGGAGGAGGAGCAGAGAGCCGAAGAAUAA